Molecule: messenger RNA, 983 nt
Organism: Toxorhynchites rutilus septentrionalis
Lineage: Eukaryota; Metazoa; Arthropoda; Insecta; Diptera; Culicidae
Gene: Chmp1
Product: charged multivesicular body protein 1B2
Exons: 3
Coding region: 160-771 (203 amino acids)
Biological process (GO): late endosome to vacuole transport; endosome transport via multivesicular body sorting pathway; protein transport
Cellular component (GO): ESCRT III complex; multivesicular body
Source: RefSeq, a predicted model, not a curated record
AUAAACUCGAAUGUCAAUAGGGUUUAUUCAGGCAAAAUCAUAAACAUCUGAAAACAAGUGACUCAUUACUUUGGAAAUACUAAAUAAUUAAGCGACUUGUUCGUAGUAACUUCACCUUCAAUUAUAUUUAUAAAGAAAAACAUCAAAACGGGGAACGACAUGUCUGUUUCAGCAAUGGAAAAACACCUUUUCAAUUUAAAAUUUGCGGUUAAAGACCUUGAGCGAAAUGCCAAGAAAUGCGAAAAGGAAGAGAAGGCGGAAAUACUCAAAACGAAAAAGGCAAUCCAGAAGGGAAACACUGAAGUGGCUAGAAUUCACGCAGAAAACGCUAUUCGACAGAAGAGUCAGUCCUUGAACUACCUCCGAAUGAGUGCCCGGGUGGACGCCGUAGCAAGCCGGGUACAGACCGCUCUCACAACUCGUCAGGUAACGAAUUCAAUGGCCGGUGUGGUGAAAGCUAUGGAUGCGGCGAUGAAGGGCAUGAAUCUAGAGAAAAUCUCCGGUCUGAUGGAUAAAUUCGAAUCCCAGUUCGAGGAUCUCGAUGUGCAAAGUUCGUACAUGGAGAACACCAUGUCCCAGACGACGACCACUUCGGUGCCGCAAAACGAUGUUGAGGCGCUCAUGCAACGGGUAGCGGAUGAAGCUGGAUUGGAGCUGAACAUGGAACUACCUAGCGGUCCGACGUCGACUGUUAUCGGUGCAUCUACUCAGGUAUCGACUGAACAGGAUGAGCUGACUGCACGCCUUGCACGGCUACGACAGGCAGAGUAAAUGGGCUACAAAAUCAGAUAUGUAGAGCAUUCGAUUGUUCCCACGCAGCGCGGAUUGGCUUUCUUUCUACACAGAUUCUGCUUACAUUUACCAAUCUCAUGGCCAGAUAUAGCAAUGUGCGUUGGACUCAGAGUUGGAAGAAUAUAAUUUUUAGGACUCCAUGUAAUUAUUCUGUUAUUUUUCUCACGAUGAAUAUAAACUAAGCGAACGCA